Molecule: messenger RNA, 10229 nt
Organism: Micropterus salmoides (largemouth bass)
Lineage: Eukaryota; Metazoa; Chordata; Actinopteri; Centrarchiformes; Centrarchidae
Gene: uggt2
Product: UDP-glucose glycoprotein glucosyltransferase 2
Exons: 42
Coding region: 139-4821 (1560 amino acids)
Cellular component (GO): endoplasmic reticulum
Molecular function (GO): UDP-glucose:glycoprotein glucosyltransferase activity
Source: RefSeq, a predicted model, not a curated record
AUACGCGGCACCCCGGCAACUUGCUAACGUUAGCUGUACGGGUUGUUAGCUGCCCAAAAUACCUACCUGAAGCCCUUUGCUUUGUAUGGAAGCGGUCAGCAUCUCUAACGGGGUUCAUGUUACGUCGCUUUGGAUAUAAUGAGGAACGUCAUUGUGCUGUCACUGCUGCUGUUGAACAUACAUCAUGUCAUAUCAGCACCCAAAGAUGUCACUGCCAGUCUAAAAGCAAAGUGGAGCAUGACGCCUUUCCUCCUGGAGACAAGUGAGUUUAUUGGAGAAGAUGGGAAUGAGAAAUUCUGGCAGUUUGUUGACACUGUGAAAGAGCUCACUGUAUACAAGCAAGGAGAGUCUGUGCGCUCGUACUACAACUUGAUCGUUAAGAAGGCCGGCCAGUUUCUCACAGAUCUUCAAGUUAAUCUCCUCAAAUUUGCUCUGGCUCUACGGUCAUACUCACCAGCUGUUCAUGCGUCCCAGCAGAUAGCCAGUGAUGAGCCUCCGCCUGAGGCUUGCCCUGCCUUUGUCUCCGUCCAUGGUCAACAUAGCUGCAGUACCAAGGACAUCAAAAAGCUCCUGAAGGCAGCUGCAGGCAGGCCAAAACCAUAUUUAUACAAGAAUGAUCAUACAUAUCCAGGAGUCAAUAAAACAGAUGUGCCAGUUGUUAUCCUCUACGCUGAGAUUGGAACCAAGAAGUUCACCUCUUUUCAUAAGGUGCUAUCAGAGAAGGCUAAAGAGGGCACACUUCUAUAUGUGCUGCGGCAUUUUGUAGUGGAUCCAAAGCCACGAAAGAUGCUUUUGUCUGGGUAUGGAGUGGAGUUGGCUAUCAAAAGCACAGAAUACAAAGCUGUGGAUGACACCAAAGUAAAAGAUUCAAAGACAGCUAUGAAGGCUGAGGAUGAUAAUAUUGACGAAGUCCAAGGAUUCCUUUUUGGACCAUUGAAGAAAUCUCACCCUGAACUCCAGGAGCAACUUAGUGAGCUUCGCAAACAUCUCCUGGAGAGCACAAAUGACAUGGUCCCUCUCAAAGUGUGGGAAAUGCAAGAUCUUAGUUUCCAGGCAGCUGCCAGAAUCAUGUCCGUGCCAAAGUUUGACGCUUUGAAGCUCAUGCGAGACCUCAGUCAGAACUUUCCAAGCAAAGCCAGAUCACUGACAAGAGUGGCCGUAAAGCAGGAAAUGAGAAAAGAAAUUGAGGAGAACCAAAAGCGUCUCAGUGAGACCAUUGGUGUUCACCCAGGAGACGGGGAGCUCUUCAUCAAUGGACUGCAUAUUGAUCUGGACAUUCACAACCCUUUCAGCAUUUUGGACAUCCUCAGAGGAGAGGCCAGGGUCUUGGAGGGGCUUCAUAACUUAGGCAUUAAAGGAGAACAUCAGGGCAAGCUGCUAAGGUUACCCGUGAAUGCUGUGGAUGACAGCUAUGCCUUAGAUAUCAGACAUCCAGCUAUAAUGUGGAUAAAUGACAUAGAGAAUGACCCAGUGUACCGCAACUGGCCAGCGGGUGUACAGGAGCUCCUCAGGGCCACCUUUCCUGGAGUCAUCCGGCAGAUCCGACGCAAUUUCUUCAACCUGGUGCUAUUCCUAGAUCCAGUACGGGAAGAAAGUGUUGAGCUAGUGAAACUAGCAGAUCUUUUCUACAAGCAUAAGAUCCCCCUGAGAAUUGGAUUUGUGUUUGUUGUCAACACCAAAGAUGAGAUUGAUGGCUUCUCAGAUGCAGGAGUUGGAUUUUACCGACUGCUGAAUUACAUUGCAGACGAGUACGAUUUAUCCCAGGCUCUCAUGUCCAUGCUCUCAUUGUACGGCCAAGUAGAUGUAGGGGGGACGCUGUCUGUUGAUACAAUUUCUGCUUACCUGAAGAGAAAAUUCCCUAAAGCCAACGCUGAAAGGAUUCUAGGUGCAGAAUCUGAGUAUGAUGACAAAAGAAAGGAUGGUGCCGCCUUCUACAAAAAGAGUGGCUUGGGUGCCCUACCUUUGGCUUUAUUCAACGGAGUCCCUCUGAGCCCAGAUGAGAUGGACCCAGAUGAGCUGGAAACCAUCAUCCUGCAGCAUAUAAUGGACACCACAACCUCCUUCCAGAGAGCUGUCUUUAUGGGUCAGUUGACCGACAGUUCAGAUGUGGUGGAUUAUCUAAUGGAGCAGGCCAAUGUGGUUCCCAGGAUGAACCCUCUAAUUCUGAGCACUGACCGACAGUACCUCGACUUCACUGCCACCCCAGUUGUAGAUGAUUGGGAGGACACAACUAUGUUUUCAUACUUGGACUCUAGAGACAAAACAGCUGUGGUGGCUAAGAGAAUGAAGUACUUUACAAAUAGUGAUGAGGAUGGGAUGAGUGCUGUGACCAUGUGGAUAGCCGGAGAUUUUGAGAAGGUCUCAGGAAGAAAACUAUUGCUGAAUGCUCUGAAACAUCUGAAGUCCAGCCGCGGAGUUCGUGUAGGGGUGAUAGAUAACCCCAGCGGAAAGCCCAGCGGAGUUAACACUGUGCUGUAUAGGGCAAUCUGGGCCUCUCUCCUCACCCAGAAAUAUAAGGCUGCAGCAGAGUUUGCGCAUAAACUCCUGAAAGAGGAGAGCAUCCAGCUCCUCCAACAGGGGACCAAGAUGAAGGACUUACUGAUCCAGGGCAUGGCCGAAGAUGCCUUUGAAAAAAAGUUCAACACACUGGAGGUGGAUCUUAUCCGUAGUCAGCAGCUGUUUUGUAGAGACGUCCUGAAACUGAGUCCUGGACAGCGGGCAGUGAUCAGCAACGGCAGGAUCCUUGGUCCAUUUGAAGAGCAGGAAGAAUUCACUGUGGAGGAUUUCCACUUGCUGGAGAAGAUUACACUGAGCGGUUCUGCAGAGAAAGUCAAAGCCAAAGUUAAACAGAUGGGGAUGAAGCCAAAGCAUGCCAGUGACUUAGUGAUGAAAGUUGAUGCCCUCCUAACUGCUGCCCCCAAAGGAGAGGUCAGGAGGGAUGUUGACUUUCUCAGAGACAGUCACAGUGUGCUCCGUCUCUCCCCGCGUGAAAACGAGGUGUUCUAUGAUGUCGUCGCCAUCGUUGACCCCCUCACUAGGCAGGCACAGAAGAUGUCCCCUCUCCUGAUUGUGCUCGGUCAAGUGGUCAACCUGAGACUGCAGGUGUUCAUGAAUUGCCGGGCCAAGUUGUCCGAGAUGCCCCUUAAGAGCUUUUACCGCUUUGUCUUGGAGUCCGAUGUGAAUUUCAUGGCCAAUGACACAGUGUCUCCAGGACCAGUUGCCCGCUUCUUGGAGCUCCCAGAAUCUCCCCUUCUCACUCUUAAUAUGAUCACACCAGAGAGCUGGAUGGUGCAGGCUGUCCGCAGCCCCCAUGACUUGGAUAACAUCCACCUGCAGGAGGUGAGCGGGGUUGUGACAGCAGAAUAUGAGCUGGAGCAUCUCUUGCUGGAGGGCCACUGCUUUGACCUGUCGAGCGGCCAGCCUCCCCGUGGACUGCAGUUCACCCUGGGCAUGAGUCGGGACGCGCUCAUGUAUGACACUAUUGUCAUGGCUAACCUGGGAUAUUUCCAGCUGAAAGCCAAUCCCGGUGCCUGGAUCCUGAGAUUACGUAAAGGGAGGUCAGAGGACAUCUAUCAGAUUCUCACGCAUGAUGGAACAGAUUCUCCUGCAGAUGCUGGUGAUGUCAUAGUUUUACUAAACAGUUUCCACAGUAAGAUCAUCAAAGUCAGAGUGCAGAAAAAGGCAGAGAUGAUCAAUGAAGAUCUUUUAAGUGAAGCUAGUGAAAGCAAAGGCAUAUGGGACUCCAUAGCAAGGAGAUCUUAUUCCUCCCCUCGAUCCAGACUGCACUAUUAUGCUGUAAGAUCUAGUCUUGCCAAAAAUAUGUGCUUCUGUAGGUAUGUUGUUUGGAGCACUUUUGAGAAAAGCAUCAGUGGUGGUGGCUCCAAGAAGGAUGAGGGAGAGAAGAAGAAAGAGGAUGUUCUGAACAUAUUUUCUGUGGCCUCGGGCCAUCUGUACGAACGCUUUCUGAGGAUAAUGAUGCUGUCCGUACUUCGUCAUACCAAAACCCCGGUCAAGUUUUGGUUCCUCAAGAAUUACCUCUCUCCAUCUUUCAAGGAGACCAUCUCUCACAUGGCAGAGUCAUAUGGCUUCCAGUAUGAAUUGGUACAGUACAAGUGGCCCCGUUGGCUCCACCAGCAGACUGAGAAGCAGCGCAUUAUCUGGGGGUAUAAGAUCCUCUUCCUGGACGUUCUGUUCCCUUUGGCUGUGGACAAGAUCAUAUUUGUGGACGCCGACCAGAUAGUGCGGGCUGAUCUGACGGAGCUGAGGGAUUUAGACCUGGAAGGCGCUCCCUAUGGCUACACACCAUUUUGUGACAGCCGCAGAGAGAUGGAAGGCUAUCGCUUCUGGAAGACUGGCUAUUGGGCCUCACAUCUAGGACACAGGAAAUACCACAUCAGCGCUCUGUAUGUAGUAGACUUAAAGAAGUUUCGAAAGAUUGCAGCCGGGGACAGAUUACGAGGCCAGUACCAAGCCCUGAGCCAAGACCCCAACAGUCUGUCCAACCUGGACCAGGACCUUCCUAACAACAUGAUCCACCAGGUGGUCAUCAAGUCUCUUCCACAGGAGUGGCUAUGGUGUGAGACAUGGUGCGAUGACUCUUCCAAAGUCACUGCUAAGACUAUAGACCUGUGCAAUAACCCAAAGACCAAGGAGCCCAAGCUCACGGCUGCAGCGAGGAUUGUGCCUGAGUGGGUUGAAUAUGACAAUGAGAUAAAACAGCUACUGAGACAGGUCCAGGAACAGGAAGACACAGCACCACAAAAACAGACUCCCUCGCCUUCACAACAUAAAAAAGUAGACGACCAGCGUGAUGAACUUUAGUGCCUGCCAGCACCAUGCUGAAGAGGAAGGAGGCAGCACCUUUUACAUGCAGGCCACCUGUGAAGCUUGAAGACAGACAAUUCCAUCUAAACAUAGCGAUGGAGUGUUACAUCCCCAGCCGGAGAAGGAUGUGAUAUUUUCAGAGAUGCCAUAUCUGCUUCUGCAGUCAAUACGCCUUACAAAAUUAACACGUGAUGUAAGUGUUAACUGCCAACUGUGAACAUGUGGUGCGCAUGCAGCUCUACAGUCAGGCCCCUGUUUCAGAAAGCGGGCUUAGUGAAAACUCUUGAGAUUGUUAACCCUGAGAUGAGGGGAAACUCUGGGUUUUCCGUUCCAGAAAGAGAGGUAACUUAAACUCUGGGUCAGUUACCAUGGCAACUUGCUGGCAGGCUGACUUUCUCUUGGACUCCUCCUCUCCUGCCGAGCCUGAAGGAGCUGUCUGACACACGGUUUCCUUUCCUCAUUCACACAGUCCAUAUCAAAGCACACAUGGAACGCAUUCAUUUGCAGAUGUUUACGUCUUUGGAAACAUCGAAAUCCUGGUUAGAUAUUAGUUCGUUACUCAAGAACCAUGACCGCUUUUAUGAUGAACCUGACAUCGUGGAUUCAUCUUCUGCUCGGAAUAAAACUGCAAAUCAUCAAAAUCAUCAUAGGUCCAUAAGUAUGUCUUAGUUGUUUGAGCUAUAUUUUCAUCUUGCUGCCACCUGCAUUUUGUGCAUAUCAGGUUACAGCUAAAUAAAUAUAUUUAAAAAUCUAAUGUAACAUACAGAAGGAGUCCAGCACUUUAUCAUCCAGGAUUAAUGGAUGAUUGGAAAUUCAAGCUCAAUACUAGAACCGCCAACGGGUCAAAUUUACCUGUGGCUGUGGCUGAUUGUAUGUGUCUUUGUUUCAAUAUAAUAUUCAAGUCCCCCAGUCUCUAACUUUAAAAGUGUGUUAUAUAGCACCCCCUAUUGUUAAAAAAUGUCAAAGCUAGAUUUAAAAAAUGGGCAUUUAUACCUAUAAGCGCCAGCGGGUAAAAUUUACCCCUAUAGAGAAUACAGUCAUUUUAGCGCUGUUCAUGUCGCGCGUUUAGAUAAACACUCUAUGUUGCUAUUGGCAACGCCUUUCCCACUACAGGCAUUACACUUGCUCAGCGCAGUGAGUGAAGGAGAGUCUGAUGGUGGGGGCUGAGCGAUGUGUCCUAGGUUGAUUCUGCAUCUGACCUGACAACGAUCCACUUGUAUGAAGUAAAUAUGCAUAAAAGCCGCUGCUCAUAGGUUUUGUGGUCCCUUCAAGAGAGCGUGCGGCUCCCUCAUGUGCUUUUUGAAGGCUAUAACGUUUCCAGUGCUGUGUAUUUUUUAGUAAAAAUGAUCAUUAUACAUUUUUCCGUUGGGUAAAAAUCUACUAUGAAUUUUGGAAUUGAUAAUCGUUUCUUUCGAAUAAAUAGCCUACUUUUAUUUGAACUAUCAAACUUUUGUAGCUACUAGGCAUAGGCCUAUGUGUUAAUCUGUGGAUGCCCGAUGGAGUCCGAACAAACAAGCAGAACAGUAAGAAGUAGCCGACAUUAUGAGGCUAUUAUUAGGCUACCGCCUAUAAAACACUACAACAGUCAGUCUUUUUUGUAAAUUGUAUGCUGCAUUUAAAUUCAAGCUGUAUUUAGAAUAUAACUAGGUUAUAACAUCUAUAACAGCGGCAAGUGGAUGACAUCAUAAGAGCCGCCGCGUGUGAACGUGCCCUUCACAGAUGCGCAUCGCAGGCGAACGACCUGCACGGUGAAGACAAUGAAUAGAAUAGAAUAAACUUUCUGUAAAUGCCUGAAAUAUGGGGAUGGUGUUUAUAGGAAAUGCACAGCCAAUGUGUUAAAUGUUUCAAGCAACAUGUAGCAGAAAUAAUAACAAAAUCACUGCAUUUUUUAAAUUUUACCCGCUAUGGCGGUUAAAGGUAGCCUAUACAACGAACCCUGGCGGUUCUAGUGUAAAUGAAGAUUGAGUGGACUAUGCUGAAUAAAAUUUAAUAGUGUAAAGUUAUUGACUCCUUUCUCCACUCCUGUUUUUUAAGAUGAAUAUCAUGGUCUGCAUUGGCAUGCAUUCAUAUUUCUAGUUCCACUGGGUUUUACCUUGGGGCUCUGCUUUUUAUUUACCUGUUGCCAUGGUGAAUCAUAGAAUCAGACCUCCACUGAUGAGGGCGUUUUUUUCAUUUCCCUGGGAUGAACAUAAUCAGACUUAAUUUCAUUAAGCCAGAUUAGCUGUUCUGGAAUGGAAAACUCAGUUUACCAUCUCAUGGUUACUCAACUCAGAGAUUAGGGUUAGAGUCAAGAGUUUGUUGGACCUGCUUUCCGAAACAGGCCUCAGGUCUUGGUUACUGUGUGUUUACCAGAGAUUGAAGUAAAUACAAAGUGUAAAGGGGUGAAGUCAGUCACAACCCUCUAUUGGUGUAUGUUUGAGUGUAAAUAGUUGGCAUAUAUUGCACUGAUAAUGUAUGCAAAGAAUCAAAUGGAGAAGGCACAUUUUUAAGAUUCUUAUGACAAAGUUGAAAUUUUUUUAUGCAAAACUUUCUAAAAGUUAAUAUAUUUAGAUAUUGUAUUUGAUGUUGUAAACAACAUGAAGACUUUCACUAUGCUUUGACUGAAAUGCCCAAACUGAAGAUGUGACUGACAUAAAACUAGUCCUGUUUUAAACUUCACAACAGAGGUUUUUACAUUAGAACAUUAGGACUGUACAUUAUUAUUGGAGGGGCUGGAAAAUUAUUCCUCCAUAAGUUAUUUUGUUUCAGUCUUCCCUUGCAAGAUUUAUUAUAUAAAAGGGAUCAUAUAGUUACACAAAACAUUUUCCACCUCACCAUCAAAUAUCUAAUGUCUGUUUUUGUCUCUAGCAGAGGCAUACUUUUUUCACUACCCUGUACAGUUACUGGAUGCUAAUAGUAAGCUGAACUAAUUGUUCUUUUGAUCAAAGAAAUGAAACAUGUUGACUGUGGCUGGACUUUAUCAUCGGGUCUUUCACACUUAGUCGAACUCUUACCAAGAAAGACGCUGAGAGGUGGCGCAGCGUGGGAGUGUGUGCCAUACAGAGCUGUCUGUGAGCAGUGACCUUAACUAUUUACUGGCAGUGGGCGUAGGUUUGCAUAUAGGCAUUAAGGAUAUACCCCUACCAAUAUUUUGGGAGGACAGAAUUGUCCCUUCUAAUAUUUGAGCAAACUCGCAUUAUCUGAAGUGAUAUUAGAUCAUUCCUUUGUGCCCUCCCAGAGGCUACAUCAAAUUAUUGGCUGAGAUACACGUGACAAUUGGGUAGCUGUUGUGUCAGAACCUGGUCAGAACAAUGGACAGCGCUGAGAGAGAGGGAGCUGUGGGCUGCAAAUAGCAGUUUCUGCACUGCUCCCCCUGCUGAUUUUGACAGAAUCAUUCAAAAAAUGUGAGGGCUCUGAUUAAUAAAUGUAUUCUUUGAUUUUGAAAAGUUAACCUUAGGGCUUGUGUCCAUAUAGCGUUUCUCUCACAGCACAAACACUUAGUCUCAGCACUAUCCAGCAGGGUGCCAGUGCUUUUCUGCCAGAGAGAAACAGCUAUAUGGACACACACCCCCUUAUGUUGUUAUUUAGCCUUUCGGAGGCUAUUGCUUUGUUAAAUGAAAUGAGCCUUUUAUGAAAGGCUGGGGAGGAUCUAGCUUUUGUAUAAAAUUAAAUAUAAGAUUCAGCUCCCCUCCCCACCACAGUCAGCUUUCCCUUAGAACAGCAGUUAGACACCCCCCAAACUUUGGAUUUCUCCAUGUGGCUAAGCAGUGUGCUCAUACAUCCACCAUGGAUGUGCUGGGUGCUGUUGUAAGAAUGGUACUUUGUAUGUGAAGAGUUUGGAGGCUCAUUUGUUUACAAAACCAAAAACAUAAGUGUAAGAAUGGACUAAGCGUUAUGUUUAUCUGCUCUAACAUAAACUGGCAACUUCACAUGCUUGGCAAUCCAGCUUACUACUGUAGCUAACAUUACAUAAACAAGUAACCUAGUGUUAUUUCUAAAGGCAAGGGGUAUUAUUACGUACCUACAGUAUGAAGGGACUUGAAGGGUCUAUUCCUUUUUCUGUAGUAAGCAUUUUAACUUCGCAGGUUAUGUUAUUAAUAUAACAUUAAUUACACUUGCAUUAUAAUACUGUACUAUGUUAGGGCUAAAUAGCUCUAGCUCACCCUGCAAUACAGUUAAUGUUACACAUAAAGCUGGUGCGACAUGAUUCAUCAGCUAAUGGGAUGCUAAUUUUCUGCUUGGGACAUGUAGCUAGCUUUAAAGGUCCCAUAUUAUGCUCAUUUUUAGGCUCUUACUUGCAUUUUGGGUUUUUCCUAGAAUCUCAUUACAUGCUUUAAUGGUCAAAAAACACAUUGUUUUUUCUCAUUCUGUCCAUUGCUUCUGCACCUCUGUCUUAACACUCCAUUUUUGCUCCUGUCUCUUUAAGGCCUCGCUCCGUAAAAGCCCACUUUCUUCUGAUUGGCCAACUGGUUUUUCCUCUGACACCCUCCAGCUGCUGUGUGUCAAGGAGUUUGCUGAUGGACAUAGCUUUACUUCUUGUUUGCCACUAGCUUGUUAGCUCAGCCAUGCAGCUAGCCGUCCUAUAAGCUGAUACUGCAUGGAUUUGAAGCUUGGUGUGUUGUUGUUUACACCUCUGUUAGAACAGAAGCUUUGGACCGCUGCUUCAGGCAGAGCCAGCUGAUAACAGCAGCUACAUGUAGCAGUAGCUAGCUGUUACUGUAGCAUUAGCAUCAAGCUAUCUGUCAAUAAGGAAACAACCGUAAAUCACAGAGAGAUGAGGCAGAGCAGCUGGAGGAUCAGAGGGAAAACCACAAAAUAUUUAUUUCCUUCAUAACCGCUGUGAGACAUACUUAAUAACCUCCAGUUCGUGUCCACUAGGGAGGAGGUCCUAUGCUAUACAGAUCCCGCCAUGUCAGGAAGGGAGGCAAAUUAAAAUGCUGUUCUUUUGCUGUUCAAAAGAAAUAUUGCAAAUUUUGAGUGGUAAGUCUUCCACUACUAUGGUAAACAAGUUUGUAGCAACAUUAAGUGGGCGGGGCUUGGCCCUCUGUCAUGUGACUUUGGCUCAGCAGACCUGGCAAGACUGGAUUACCAAGUUCAAAGAUCAAAGAAUCCUCAUUUGCACACUAAAGGCCAUUUGUAGAACAUAGGAUUUUAACUUAUUACAUUAUGUUUACAUCAUAUGUACAUUUAAGAAGAAUCUUUCAAUGUUUUAAUUCCACGAUGGACCAGUGUUUUUGUCUCAGGAAUAAGAUGGGUGUUGCUGUUCUGCUGAAGCAAACAGUAUUUUUUGUGUUUGUCUUAAAAGUCAAUACAAAUGGGUGCAGGAAGUCUGCUCUCAGGGUACCCAUCUUUCAUUGUGCUGUGUCAAAUAGACAUGUUUAUAUUACUGUCUGGUGGAAAAAAAUAAAUCUUUGCUACAAAAUUUA